GGCCAGUACAGGGCAGGGGCUGUCGCCCGGGAUUCCUCAGCCUCUAGCCUGGGUAUUCCUGCGCAGUCAACCACACGGAGUGAAGGAACUGCAUACACUCAGGGGCUCCUGGCCGCGCAGACUCUUCCCAGCACACACACAUUCCCAGCCCCAAGACUGGAGGCUCUGUAUGUACUGGGCGGAAUACUACCAGUGCGAUAGCGUGCACUUUUUCCAGCUAGAACGACUGGGACCCAGCGAGAACUAGAGCGCGCAAUGGGAGGGAGCUGCGCUCAGAGGCGCCCGGCCGGCAGGCGGCAGGUACUGUUUCCCUUCCUGCUACCUUUGUUCUACCCCGCGCUCGGUGAGCCGAUCCGCUACGCGAUUCCCGAGGAACUGGCCAAGGGUUCGGUGGUGGGGAACCUCGCCAAGGACCUCGGGCUCAGUGUCCUGGACGUGUCGGCUCGGAAGCUGCGAGUCAGCACGGAGAAGCUGCUUUUCAAGGUAGACGCAGAGAACGGGGACUUACUAGUGAAGGACCGAAUAGACCGCGAGCAGAUCUGCAAAGAGAGAAGAAGAUGUGAGUUGCAGUUGGAAGCGGUGGUGGAAAAUCCUUUAAACAUUUUUCAUAUCAUUGUGGUUGUUGAGGAUAUUAAUGACCAUGCCCCACAAUUCCAUAAAGAUGAAAUAAAUUUAGAAAUCAGUGAAUCUGUCAUCCCAGGGACGGGAACAAUUCUUGAGUCUGCAAAAGAUCCUGAUAUUAGUACGAAUUCACUGAGCAAAUACCAGCUAAGCCCUAAUGAGUACUUCUCCUUAAUGGUGAAGGACGAUCCCGAUGGUGGCAAAUAUCCUGAAUUGGUAUUGAAGAAGACCCUGGACCGGGAAACACAAAGCUCUCAUCAACUGGUGCUGACAGCGUUUGACAGUGGAAGUCCACCACGAAGCAGCACAGCUCGGAUUCGAAUCCUGGUGGUGGAUGCCAAUGAUAACCCCCCAGUGUUCAGCCAAGAUAUGUACAGGGUCAGUCUUCGGGAAGGUGUACCCCCAGGCACCUCGGUGGUGAAGGUGAGUGCCACUGACCAAGACGAAGGCUUCAACGCUGAGAUCACCUACUCAUUCCUUGGUGUGGCUAAUAACGCCCAGCAUGUGUUCUCUUUGGAUUCUGCCACAGGAAACAUUAUAACUCAUCAGUCCUUGGAUUUUGAAGAAGUAGAAAGAUAUACCAUGGAUGUAGAAGCAAAGGACCGUGGGUCCCUCUCUACGCAGUGUAAAGUAAUCAUAGAAGUUCUAGAUGAAAAUGACAACAUCCCUGAAAUAAUCAUUACGUCUCUCUCUGAUCAAAUUUUAGAGGAUUCCCAUCCAGGAAUGGUUGUGGCCCUCUUCAAAACACAGGACCAGGAUUCCGGGGGAAAUGGAGAAGUCACUUGUAAUUUAAGUAGAGAUAUUCCAUUUAAGAUUCAUUCUUCAUCUAAUAAUUAUUACAAGCUGGUAACAGAUGGACCCCUAGACAGAGAGCAGACUCCGGAAUACAACGUCACCAUAACAGCCACUGACAGGGGCAAUCCGCCCCUAUCCUCCAGCACUGUCAUCACCUUGCACAUCACCGAUGUCAAUGACAACGCGCCGGUUUUCCACCAGGACUCUUACGUGGUUCAUGUGGCUGAGAACAACCCUCCAGGAGCCUCCAUCGCCCAAGUCAGCGCCUCCGACCCCGACCUGGGACCCAACGGCCACGUCUCCUACUCCAUCGUGGCCAGCGACCUGGAGCCACGGGCGCUGGCGUCCUACGUGUCCGUGAACACGCAGAGCGGCGUGGUGUUCGCGCAGCGCGCCUUCGACCACGAGCAGCUCACCGCCACGCUGCACCUGGUUUUCGCUGACAGCCUACAAGAAGUACUGCCCGAUGUCAGUGACCGUCCGGAGCCCUCUGACCCUCAGGCCGAGCUGCAGUUUUACCUGGUGGUGGCGUUGGCCUUGAUCUCAGUGCUCUUCCUCCUCGCGGUGAUUCUGGCGGUGGCCCUGCGCCUGCGAAGCUCUUCCAGCACCGCCACAGGAGGCUGCUUUGGGUCUGUUCUGUGCUCCAAAUCUGGACCCGAAAUUACUGGCAACUACAGUGAAGGAACGUUGCCCUAUGCCUAUAAUUUGUGUGUGCCUGGGGAUCAAACCAACCCCGAAUUUAAUUUUCUCACAUCUGUUGAUAAUUUUCCAGCCACACAAGAAAUUCUCAACAAAGAUAGCCCCUCUGCACUAAUGACUAGCAUUUUAACUCCUAAUGUUGAAGCAGAUAAGAAGACUUUUAAACAGGUAAGUAUUUAA
This is a messenger RNA of Suricata suricatta (meerkat), 2295 nucleotides long. RefSeq names its product protocadherin gamma-B6-like. Gene Ontology annotation, cellular component: plasma membrane. The transcript has 2 exons. The coding region runs from base 256 to 2295 and encodes 679 amino acids. The record is from RefSeq and is a predicted model, not a curated record. Gene Ontology annotation, molecular function: calcium ion binding. Gene Ontology annotation, biological process: homophilic cell-cell adhesion. NCBI's taxonomy places the organism in Eukaryota, Metazoa, Chordata, Mammalia, Carnivora, Herpestidae.